GGGGCGGGGGUGUGGGCGGGGCCGCAGCUCUUUUCUCUAGAGUUCGCGCGCCCAGAACGCCAGCCUUGCGCCACUGUCUGAACCGACUCUGCUGCUCGCUGUGAUGGAGGCCACAGCCCAGUUUGUGGUGGAGAGCCCAGACGUGGUCUACGGCCCCGAGGUCAUCGAGGCGCAGUACGAGUACCGGACAACUAGUGUCAGGCGUGAGGAUGGCAUCCUCAAGGUGCACCCCUCCUCCACGAACUUCACUUUCCGGACCGCCAGGCAAGUGCCCCGGCUCGGGGUCAUGCUCGUCGGCUGGGGCGGCAACAACGGCUCCACACUCACCGCUGCCGUACUGGCCAACCGACUGCGCCUGUCCUGGCCUACACGCACGGGUCGCAAGGAGGCCAACUAUUAUGGCUCGCUGACGCAGGCUGGCACCGUUAGCCUGGGCCUGGACGCUGAGGGCCAGGAGGUGUUCGUACCCUUCCGAGCGCUGCUGCCCAUGGUGUCGCCAGAUGACCUCAUAUUUGAUGGCUGGGACAUAUCGUCGCUAAACCUGGCCGAAGCAAUGCGCCGUGCCCAGGUGGUGGAUUGGGGGCUGCAGGAGCAGCUGUGGCCACACAUGGAAGCCCUGCGCCCAAGGCCCUCAGUCUACAUCCCAGAGUUCAUCGCAGCUAACCAGAGCGCACGUGCGGACAACCUCAUCCCUGGCACUCGGGCGCAGCAGCUGGAGCAGAUCCGAAGGGAUAUCCGUGACUUCCGGUCCCGCGCGGGGCUGGACAAAGUCAUUGUGCUGUGGACAGCAAACACAGAGCGCUUCUGUGAAUUGGUCCCUGGCCUCAAUGACACUGCUGAAAACCUGCUGCGUACCAUCCAGCUGGGCCUGGAGGUGUCACCCUCCACGCUCUUCGCUGUGGCCAGUAUCUUGGAGGGUUGCGCCUUCCUCAAUGGGUCACCACAGAACACUCUGGUACCCGGCGCACUCGAGCUUGCUUGGCAGCGCCGUGUCUUUGUGGGAGGAGAUGACUUCAAGUCAGGCCAGACCAAGGUCAAGUCCGUGCUAGUUGACUUCCUUAUCAGCUCCGGCCUCAAGACUAUGUCCAUCGUGAGCUACAACCACCUGGGCAACAAUGAUGGGCAGAACCUGUCAGCGCCGCCACAGUUCCGUUCCAAGGAGGUGUCAAAGAGCAGCGUGGUGGAUGACAUGGUUCAGAGCAACCCUGUGCUCUAUGCACCUGGCGAGGAGCCGGACCACUGCGUUGUUAUCAAGUACGUGCCAUAUGUGGGUGACAGCAAGCGUGCAAUGGAUGAAUACAUAUCAGAGCUGAUGCUGGGUGGCACAAACACACUGGUGCUACACAACACCUGUGAGGACUCACUCCUGGCUGCACCUAUCAUGUUGGACCUGGUGCUGCUGACUGAGCUGUGCCAGCGCGUGAGCUUCUGCACCGACUUGGACCCAGAGCCGCAGGGCUUCCACCCAGUACUGUCGCUGCUGGGCUUCCUCUUUAAGGCACCACUGGCUCCACCAGGCAGCCCUGUGGUUAACUCACUCUUCCGACAGCGCAGCUGCAUCGAGAACAUCCUCAGGGCCUGCGUGGGGCUUCCGCCACAGAACCACAUGCUUCUGGAGCACAAGAUGGAGCGCCCCAGCCUCAAGCAAGUUGGUCAUGUGGCUGCCUGCCAUGUGUCUUACAAGAAAGAAUUGGCACCAGUGGCCCCCAAUGGCUGUACUGGUGAUGCCAACGGGCACUCACAGACUGAGGCACCCCUGAUGCCCACCACCUAAGGUGGUGGCCAUAUAGCUCCCACAACUCCUACCCCUGUUUCCCCUCUGGAUCCGCCCUCCCAGACUCCUCCAAAUACAAUAAAAGCACUGUUACGUAUCAGCAA
This is a messenger RNA of Phyllostomus hastatus (greater spear-nosed bat), 1878 nucleotides long. It is a transcript of the gene ISYNA1, whose product is annotated as inositol-3-phosphate synthase 1. The transcript has 11 exons. NCBI's taxonomy places the organism in Eukaryota, Metazoa, Chordata, Mammalia, Chiroptera, Phyllostomidae. Gene Ontology annotation, cellular component: cytoplasm. Gene Ontology annotation, biological process: phospholipid biosynthetic process; inositol biosynthetic process. Bases 104 to 1774 code for a protein of 556 amino acids. Gene Ontology annotation, molecular function: inositol-3-phosphate synthase activity. The record is from RefSeq and is a predicted model, not a curated record.